AACCAUUUGAGAUUUGUGUAGAACCCUGUAAGACCACGCGACAGUACUUCAACUGGUCUCGUUGAUUUCAGUUCUGCUGUCCAAUGUUAGUUUUAAUUUUUUUUUUCGGUAUUUGACUAAAGCUCUAAUGUUACAGUAGUGAAAAAUUUUAAAGUAAAUAAAUACAUUUUUGACUUUUAAAAUGUUUUCAAAAUCACUUCAAUUAAUAUUGUGUUUAACUAUAAUUUUUAACGAAUGUGGAGCUCUAACAAUAUCAAGAAAUGCAGAAUUUCCACCUUUAUUUCAAUCAACAUGGGGGUACUUGGAAGAAACUUUAGAAUGGGAAGCAAAGGAACCCAUAAAUAUAGAAAAAGUUUUUUCGGAAUAUGACUUUAUCGUAAUUGGUGCUGGAAGUGCUGGAGCAGUAGUAGCUAGUAGACUGUCCGAAAUUAGAAAAUGGAAGGUGUUAUUAAUCGAAGCUGGAAAAAAAGCAAUACAUUUUAUGGAUGUACCCAUAACAUCUCAAUUGUUACAAGCCUCAGAAUACAACUGGAAGUAUAGGACUAUACCAAUGAAUACAUCUUGCUUAAGUUUCGAAGAACAACGUUGUAAAUUUCCCAGAGGAAAAGUAAUGGGCGGUAGUAGUGUAUUGAAUUACAUGAUAUAUACACGUGGUAAUAAAGGGGAUUACGAUAAUUGGGCAAAAAUGGGCAAUGCAGGAUGGAGCAAUGAUGACGUAAUGAAAUAUUUUCUUAAAUCAGAAAACGCUAACCUAUCUACCUCUGAUGUGAACUAUCAUAGGUAUAAUGGAUUGUUGUCAGUGACAGACGUACCGUUUAGGACACCCAUAGCAAAAGCUUUUGUGGAUGCUGGAUCACAGAUAGGACUGCCCGUCGUCGAUUUGAAUGGGGAAAACCAAAUCGGGAUUAAUUAUAUACAGGCUACCAUGAAGAAAGGCCGUCGUUAUAGUACAAAUACAGCUUUUUUGUUUCCAGCAAGAAUGAGAUCGAACUUACACGUGAAAAAGGAAAGUACAGUAACACGAAUAAUGAUAGAAAAGGAUACAAAAAAGACAAUAGGAGUGGAAUUUGUAUCGAAUCGUAAAAAAUAUAGAGUGUAUGCACGCAAAGAAGUAAUUGUUUCUGGCGGAACUAUAAACUCACCACAGUUACUCAUGUUAUCGGGGAUCGGACCGAAAGAACAUCUGAAAGACAUAAAAAUCCCGUUGAUAAAAGACUUGCCGGUUGGUGAAAAUUUGAUGGAUCACGUGGCACUGGGAGGUUUGAGCGUUUUGGUAAACGAUACCAUCUCGUUAAAAACCGAACGGUUAUUGAAAGAUCCGUUUAAUAUGUACGACUAUACGGCGCAUAACAACGGUCCGUAUACAAUACCGGGCGGUGCGGAAGCCUUAGCGUUUUUCGAUUUAGACCGACCGGGAUUCGCAGACGGACACCCGAACUUGGAACUGCUAUUAAUUUCGGGCCUGUUUUCGGACAAUGAUUACACACAUAGGCUGUUCGGUUUGAAAUCCGAAAUCUACGAUAAAGUGUACAGGAAAACCGAAAACAUGGACGGCUUUACGGUGUUUCCGAUGAUUAUGCGACCGAAGAGUAAGGGCCGCUUGUGGCUAAAAGACGCGAACCCAGCCCACUAUCCACUGAUCGAUCCAAAUUACUUUGCGGACGAAACGGACUUGGACGUGGCCGUAGCCGGGGUGCGGAUUUUCCAACAGAUGUUGAAAACCAACGCAAUGAAGAAGCUCAACGUCACGUUGUUCGACACCCCGUUGCCCGGUUGCGCCCGGCACAAGUUCGAUUCCGACGCGUACUGGAAAUGCUCGGCGAGACAAAUAAGUUUCACCAUCUAUCACUUGUCGGGCACGUGCAAAAUGGGACCGGUGGGCGACCCCACGGCCGUGGUGGAUCCCAGAUUGCGCGUACACGGCGUAAAAGGCCUGAGAGUCAUCGACGCGUCGAUAAUGCCAGAAGUUCCGGCAGCGCACAUCAACGCUCCGACGAUUAUGAUCGGCGAAAAGGGCGCAGAUAUGAUUAAAGAAGACUGGGGUAUUAGAAUAUAGUACAGAUUAUAUCAUAGAUUAAUUAGUCAAAUUUGUUGUACAUACUUCAUUAUCAUUUAAACAAUUAAUGUGUUCACUGUUCAAUCGUCCUCGACUAGUGUAUACAUACCUAUUUUGUAAUUUUAUGCGACUACUAUAGAUACCUGUCUUUUCCUAAGAGAAACAACUUUUAAUAAUAAUCGUAAUACCCGGUAUCCGGGUGGCUGAUUUAACUGAUAUUCGCUAUAUAGUACCUACAUACUUGUAUUAUAUACUCGUACAACGAAAUACCUACAACAAACAAGCAGACCAAUGUUUUAUUAUUUAUUACACAGAAUACGGCUUGAGUGCCUUGAUCGGUUAUAGUAUAUGAUCGUGAUGUAUCAAGGCUCACAGCAUUCAACAAACCCGUUUUAAUUUAAAUCGAUCCGUAUUUAAUAUAAUUAUAUUCAGAUCAGUAGAAUUGUAGAUACAUGCGAUUUUAAAACAAAGUCUUUCUAUAUUUAGACAUAUCUCAAAAUUAACGAAAAAUUAUUCACAAAAACGUAAAUAACAAUAGGUAAUUAUAGUCUUUGUUUUUAAAGUAAAGUUUUUGUACGUCAAUUACCUAAUAGGUAAUAUUCUCAUAUUAUCUUCAAAUGUGCAUUUGUACUAUAUCUAAUACCUAGGACUAGUCUACUAUAAAAUUAAUCCCUAGAAGUAGCUUAAGUGUCAAUGCUCUGCAGAAAUUAAUGGAGUAAAAAUCGUGGGGUUCUUAUCUUCAUAUUAGUGUUAAAAUUAUAUGUAAUAAAAUUACCAAAUCCAAUUAAAACAUUAUAAAAUUUUCAAUUUCGAAAAACUCGUGUCUAAUAAAAAUCAAUGCUUUUGUGGCACAAGUUUUUAAUACUGUCUAUAUAGAGUUAAAAUGUUGCACAGAUAUUUUUUCUGAGUAUUUAAACCGAUUUAAAGUGUGUAACUGAACAUUUCAAAACUAAAUACUAAAUACCAAUAUCAAUCAUUAUUUACUAAAAAUUGGUCAACUGAAACUACAUCUUAUUAAAAAAAAAAAUUAAUUAAGAAGAUUUUUCUAAAUUAAAGCUAAAAACGCACAAACAUUGACAUUAUAUAAUUCAAUCAUUGUAUCAUAAUUGACAAACUAUGACCAUGCCGACCACGGAAUUGAGAACAAUUUUUCAGCAAAUAAAUUAAUUAUUAUUAUACAUAUAUAUUGUAUGUAACUAUAAUUUAAACAAUUGCAUUGUUAUUUUUUGUAGACCUAUAUUAAUAAAUUGAUAUCUGUCGAC
Molecule: messenger RNA, 3318 nt
Organism: Rhopalosiphum padi (bird cherry-oat aphid)
Lineage: Eukaryota; Metazoa; Arthropoda; Insecta; Hemiptera; Aphididae
Product: glucose dehydrogenase [FAD, quinone]-like
Exons: 5
Coding region: 182-2056 (624 amino acids)
Molecular function (GO): flavin adenine dinucleotide binding; oxidoreductase activity, acting on CH-OH group of donors
Source: RefSeq, a predicted model, not a curated record